GUCCACCCACCUCUUCCUCCUCCACCCUCCUUCCCUUUUCUCUCCCUUCCAUCCCUUUCUGGCUCACUUGUCAGCAGCAGCGCUGGAAGUUGGGCUCCAGACUGCAAACUGAGCAGGAGAACAGGGAUUAUUUUAAGCUGUUCUAAUGAGACCUGAAUGAAAGCAGGCAUCCCACCAUCACCACCUGGAAAACUAAGUGGAUUGAAGGUGAUCGAGGGAGCCAGAGGAGAAGAGAAGACAGAGUGGGGAUUAGCAGCUAAUCCGGUCUGUGGACAAUCCUAAAGGAGCUUUAUCGUUCUUCCAAGACGAUGCAGACAAAACAGUUGCUGGAUUACAACGCUUUACUUUAUUGCCCUUUUCACGAAGGCAUCACCCUAGUUUUUCUGUCACACUGACCGCCUCGGAAGACUUUCUUCAGUUCAGGAGAACACAGGAAGCAAGAAUCCCGGUGUGGAGGAAGGAUGCUUCAUGGGCCAUGUGCCUCCUCAUACAUGGCUAACCCUUUUUAGAGGAACAGAGAACUGGGCUACUCUUCUUUUCAGUUUGACUGCUGAGGAAUACAAGAGUGGAACGGUUCUGUGGAGCAGAUCCAGGAUCCUGUGAAAGUGGACCCAAAGGCGGAUCUGUCUUGACUGACAUGUUCUGACAUUUUCAUUCAGUUUGAGGGGACAACACACAACCUUUCUCCUGCCAUGACUUCAGGAAAACUGCCAGGGAUUAAAGGCCUCAUGUCAGGCUCUCAGGGGAAGCGCCGAUUCAAAAGUGACCUCUCUGUGGACAUGAUUAGCCCCCCAAUGGGCGACUUCCGACACACGAUGCACGUUGGCCGUGGCGGGGAUGUUUUUGGAGACACUUCCUUCCUCAGCAACUAUGGAGGCUUCAAGGAGCCAGGAAGCCCUGACUCUGCCAACAGCUCCAAGUCAACCGGCUUCUUCACACGGACAUUUCGUCACGUACGGAGAACUUCCACACAGCGGCCGCGUGGGGGCUCCAGAGACCUGUCCUCCCUACCGCCGGAAGUCUCACCCAUUAUCAAAAAUGCUGUCUCCCUCCCUCAGCUAAACAUCGAUUCUCCCAACGGGUGCCUACAAAGGGUGCUGUUCCCCAGCUCCAUCAGCUCUACAGACUCCUUCUGCACAUAUGGUGUGCAGUCUGGAUUUGUGACUUUGCCCCGCCUUCCACGCUUUGAAAGACACUUCCAAGAUGAAGAAUGCAACACAGGCGGCGCACUGACACGCUCCGACUCGCUUGCCUCCUUCACUGUGGAUUUAGGCCCUUCUCUCAUGAGUGAGGUGUUGAGUUUGAUAGACGUCAGCUCCUUUCAACUGUCCAAUCGCAGGCAGGCAGCAGAUGAAGAAGAGGAUGGAGGUGAAGAUGAGGACAGUUCUCAGACAGAAACGCCUGUGCAGACCCCUAAAGUGACCUCGCCCAACCUUUCCCUGUGCAGCGAGCCGCUCAGUCUUAAUGGGAGGAGCUCUAACUGGACAGAGCAGGACAGAAGGACUUCUGAUGUCUCCACAGGGUCUCCUCUUGAGCUGGAGCCUGUUAUGGAGCCAGAGCGGUUCCAGAAAGCGGCUGACGUUCUGGCCCGCCAUUAUGGAGGCGGUUCUUUCACAAAGGCAAGAAGGAGCAGUGAUGCGGCCUCUCAGACUGUUUACAAAAACCACAAAAGCCCCCACGCCUUAUCUGAAGAAGAGGAGGAGAUCAAGGUCUAGAUGUUCAAAAAACACUUUCUUUUUUUGAGUUGACAUGACAUCAAUAAUGAUUUCCUAACACAACUGUGACUGGGAUAUGUCUUCUAAGGAAUUAUAUAUAUUCAUACUGCUAGCAUACAUUUAUGCUGUUUUUAAUAAACUGGUAAGUUAGGCAAAAGUAAAGGUUAAAUGUUUGUUUUUCUACAGUUCUGAAGCUUCAAAAUAUCUUUAUUAUAUUUUGUCACUGACACUGUAAACAGUUUAAUCUUUAUAAACAUUUAUGACUGUAUAUAUUUGAUAACUCAAUAUGUAAUUCUGUUUUACUGAAUUUCUUUGAAAAACGUUUUUUAUUUUUUAUUUCUUAACACAAAAAUACUAAAGGCACCUAUGGUUAAUUCAUAUUUUAAGCUUUGGCUUACUGAUUAAUGAUCAAAUUAAUUUUACUUCACUGCCAAUUUCAUGCUUUUUUUCUAGCUGCAAACCUUUUAGUAAAAUGUUACUAAACUCUUUCUUUAGCAGUUGUAGUUCAGUUCUGAAAAGAGUUUGAAUUCUGUUUAAUAAAAGAUGAAACAGUUCUGCAGUCAAAACCAAUAAGAAAUCUUGGUCUCAGUGAGUAGUAAGUCUUAAAUCCCUUUUUAACCACAUUUCUUCCUAGUCAGGUUUAUGUUUUUUAUACUAAUUAAUAAUACAAAAUUGUUUUCAGAUGUUACAAGCAGCUUUGAAAACCACAGCUUCAGCUCCUGAAGCUUCAGCGUUCACAGCCUGAGUGAAUUCUGUUUGUAUAAAUGAGUUACUUCAUUUUGCUUCUGUUGGGUUAAAACAACCUCCAACAUCAGAAUAACAUCAUAAGGAAAGAAAGACAACAGACCAUAGGUACCUUUAUAUGGGGAGAGCGAACAGAGAUAAUACCCAGCAGCAAUCUCUCUCCACUCUGGCGCAUAGUCUGUUUCUCCCGCCUUUUUUAAGUUUGUUGGGCUAAGUUACACAUGCGCUGUGCUCUAAAGAGAGGAGGAACAGACAAAGAACAGCUGCAGCGCGAUCAGAAAAGAUUAAUAACAACAUGUCUGUCUGUCCUCCCACAUCAUCUUUGGACCUGCAAAGUCUUUUCUCACGGAUAACUAACACAGAGCGUCCUUGGAUUCAGGUCUAGACACAGAUAACACGUAGUUCUCAUGCUGUUGCUGGGAAGAUGCAAAGAUAGUCGGUUUCCCCCCCAAGAGUUUCACCUCCACCUUCCUGUGAAACAGAGUUGGAAACACACACACUUCUGAAAACAUGAUUAUAUCAUGUUACCAGGUAAUGCAUAAAAAAAAAUAUGAAUUACUCAUUUACAUUUUUCCAACAGCUUCUCCAGCAUGUUCUUAUAUACAUUGUGUCUUAAAAAAGAUUAAAGAAUUUCAGCAGGUAAUUUGAACUUUUUCUCCUGUUAAAGUUGUGAUGCAGUGCAAAUGAGCGCAACACUGCCACAGUCAAAAAGGUUUUCGCAUGCAUUGUGUGUCAUCUCGCUUCUUUCCCUUCUUUGAUUUUGAUACAUUAGUUUCAGUUUAGCGUGACAAAGCUGCCAUCGAACAGCUGCUGACUGGUCCAGAUUCUAACUAACUAAAUUGCCACAUUUAUUUAACAUGGUGUCUGCUACCGAGGCUCCGAAACCAAACCAGAUCUUUUUACCCUCAAUUUUGUCUCUUUGGAUGAAGACAUUUUCAUUUUUUUAGAUAAUUUUAACAAUAGUUCACACUGUCUUUCUUUCUUUUGUAGCAUUGAUAAAUUUUUAUUAAAUAAGAUUUGCAAAUUUAUGGUCAAGGAUCUCCUAAAACUUUAAAAUAAACUGUAAAGUUUAUGUGCUGACAUUGAAUCAACAGGCCUCUGUGUGAUCUGUUAAUCCUGUGGAGCAAAUUAUUGGUAAAGAGUGUGAUUAUCUUGAAGAUGUGUUUGUUAAAACAAAACAAUAAAAGAUUUAAAGCACA
Oryzias latipes (Japanese medaka) is the source of this 3658-nucleotide messenger RNA. It is a transcript of the gene cdc42ep1b, whose product is annotated as CDC42 effector protein (Rho GTPase binding) 1b. Gene Ontology annotation, molecular function: small GTPase binding. Gene Ontology annotation, cellular component: plasma membrane; cytoskeleton; cytoplasm. Gene Ontology annotation, biological process: positive regulation of pseudopodium assembly; positive regulation of actin filament polymerization; regulation of cell shape. Lineage: Eukaryota; Metazoa; Chordata; Actinopteri; Beloniformes; Adrianichthyidae. The record is from RefSeq and is a predicted model, not a curated record.